Lasiodiplodia theobromae is the source of this 2373-nucleotide messenger RNA. Its product is annotated as Ribonucleotide reductase large subunit. The transcript has 3 exons. Gene Ontology annotation, molecular function: ribonucleoside-diphosphate reductase activity, thioredoxin disulfide as acceptor; ATP binding. The record is from RefSeq and is a predicted model, not a curated record. Gene Ontology annotation, cellular component: ribonucleoside-diphosphate reductase complex. Bases 1 to 2373 code for a protein of 790 amino acids. NCBI's taxonomy places the organism in Eukaryota, Fungi, Ascomycota, Dothideomycetes, Botryosphaeriales, Botryosphaeriaceae. Gene Ontology annotation, biological process: deoxyribonucleotide biosynthetic process.
AUGUACGUCAUCAAGCGAGACGGACGCAGUGAACGUUUCUCAUUGCACAAGCUCGAUGGUUGCAUAUCAAAAUUUACGUUUGGGUUGCACCACCAGUACGUGCAAGCCGGGGCAGUAUCACGCCGGGUGGCGGAUUCUCUUCAGAAUGACAUUCACAGCAGCGAACUUUCGGAUCUGGCCGCCGAGACGGCUGCGUCCUUGGUGGGAGCACACCCUGACUACGGUAUACUCGCAGCCCGGAUUUCCAUAUCGAGCCUUCACAAACAGACCAAGAAGCGCUUCUCCUCAGUCAUCUCGGACUUGUACCACAACAAGCCUGCGCCCCUGGUUUCCGAGGAAGUGUUCCGCAAUGUCCAACUGCACGCCGAAGACCUGGACUCGGCAAUAGUGCACGGCAGGGACGAGGAGUACGACUACUUUACCUUUGAGGAGCUCGUGAAACCCCGCCUGCUGCCCGGCGAGCGGCCUCAGCACAUGCUCAUGCGCACAGCCGUGAGCGUGCACGGCAGCGACGUCGCCGGCGCUAUCCAGACGUACGCCGCCAUGUCAAAAGGACACUUCCUACUCCCUCUACCCAGCCAACUCCUCCCCUCCUUCGCGCUCGACAUCGCGGACGACAGCGUCGACGGCAUCUUCAGCACCCUCAAGACGUGCGCGCAGACGCUGGCGCGCGGCGGCGGCAGCGACGUCGGGCUCAGCGUCUCGCGCGUCCGCGCCAACGGCUCGCACAUCGCCGGCACCGACGGGACGGCAAAGGGCGUCGUGCCCAUGCUGCGCGUCUUCAACGACACGGCGCGCCUCGCCGGCCGGGAAAGAAGCCUCGCCGUCUACCUGGAGCCGUGGCACGCGGACGUCUUCGACUUCCUCAACCUGGGCCGCAGCUUCGGCAAGGAGGAGCUGCGCGCGCGGGACCUGCGCUACGCGCUGUGGGUGCCGGACCUGUUUAUGCGGCGCGUCCACGCGGAUCUUGACUGGACGCUGAUGUGCCCGGCCGAGUGCCUCGGGCUGGCCGACUGCUACGGGGCCGAGUUCGACGAGCUGUACGAGCGGUACGAGAGCGAGGGAUGCGGCCGCCGCACGGUCAAGGCGCGGGAGCUGUGGACGGCCAUUGUCGAGGCUCAGCUGGAUACGGGCGGGCCGAGCGUGCUGUACAAGGACGCCUGCAACAGAAAGAGCAACCAACAGCACCUCGGCCCGGUCCGCGGCUCGGGCCUGCGGUCGGAGCUGAUGCUAUCGGCGGCGCCCGGUGUGGCCUCGUCAUGCGCACAAGCAGCACUACACCUACCAGCCUUCGUCUCGUCAGCCGCCGAGUUCGACUUCGACGGCCUCCACCACGCAACACAGCUCCUCACACGCAGCCUCGACCGCAUGCUCGACGAUGACGCUGUACCAGAAGCAAUCCAGCGCGACCGGCCUCUAGGCGUCGGCGCCUUCGGCCUCGCCGACACCUUCAUCGCGCUCGGCCUACCCUACGACUCGGCGCCAGCCCGCCACCUCAACGUCCGCAUCUUCGAAACCAUCUACCACGCCGCCCUGACCGCGUCGACGCGCCUAGCCCAGGCCGCCGGCACGCCGCACGCCUCGUACGCGGGCAGCCCCGUCGCCAGCGGCUGCCUCCAGUACGACCUGUGGGACGACGCCACCACCGUCGUGCCCACAGAGCAGUGGGACUGGAACCAGCUCAAAGCCGACAUCGCCGCUUACGGCGUGCGGAACGCCGUCCUCGUCGCCCUGCCCUGCGGCAGCAGCGAGUCGUCCUCGUCGUCGUCGCUAGGCUCCGCGCCCUCGCACGUGCGCCUCCUCCGCGGUGGACGCUACCACGCCUUCUCCCGGCCCCUCGUGCGCGCCCUCGCAGCGCAGGGCCUGUGGACGGCAGACGUGCGCGCGCGCAUCAUCGCGGAUGGAGGCUCGGUGCGCGAACUAGAAGGCCUACCUUCGUCCAUGAAGCAGCUCUACGCGACGGCGGGCGAGAUGGGCCAGCGCGCCGUGCUGCAGCUGGCGGCUGACCGCGCGCCGUUCGUGGAUCAGUCGCAGACGGUCGAUGUAGCCAUGCCUCACGCAACGUCCGCCAAGGUCGCGGCUAUGCACUUCUUCGGCUGGCGUGCUGGGUUGAAGACGGGGUGUAGUGGCCUGCGUGGAGGAGGUGCGGAGCGGCUGGUGCCUGAGGCGCAGGAGGUGGCGCGCGCGGUGCGUGAGGUGAUGGAGGGCGUGGAGAUGCGCGGCGGCGGCGGCGGCGGCGGUAGGAAGAAGACGGUGGCGGAGCGGGGGGCUGCUGUUCGGGCUGGAAGGCGGGCGGAUGAGUCCACGGCGGCUGCAGCGCGGGGGACGUAUGCUGUUUUGAUGUCUCACAGCAUUUCUACUGCGGUUGUGUAG